UUGCAGCCUCGGCCCUUCGUCCCAGUGGAAACUCCAGUCUUGUGGUUACAACUUGUAGACCAGCCCAGAAUAGACCAAACAUGUGUGACGACGACGAGACCACCGCCCUGGUGUGCGACAACGGCUCUGGCCUGGUCAAGGCUGGGUUUGCUGGUGAUGACGCUCCCCGUGCUGUCUUCCCAUCCAUUGUUGGACGCCCCCGUCACCAGGGUGUGAUGGUGGGUAUGGGUCAGAAGGACAGCUAUGUGGGAGACGAGGCCCAGAGCAAGAGGGGUAUCCUGACUCUGAAGUACCCCAUCGAGCACGGCAUCAUUACCAACUGGGACGACAUGGAGAAGAUCUGGCACCAUACCUUCUACAAUGAGCUUCGUGUGGCCCCAGAAGAGCACCCCACCCUGCUUACUGAGGCCCCCCUCAACCCCAAGGCCAACAGGGAGAAGAUGACCCAGAUCAUGUUUGAGACCUUCAACGUCCCUGCCAUGUAUGUGGCCAUUCAGGCCGUGCUGUCCCUGUACGCCUCUGGUCGUACCACCGGUAUUGUGCUGGACUCUGGGGAUGGUGUGACCCACAACGUGCCCAUCUAUGAGGGUUACGCUCUGCCCCACGCCAUCAUGCGUCUGGAUCUGGCCGGUCGCGACCUGACUGACUACCUGAUGAAGAUCCUGACAGAGCGUGGCUACUCAUUCGUCACCACAGCUGAGCGUGAGAUCGUGCGUGACAUCAAGGAGAAGCUGUGCUACGUUGCCUUGGACUUCGAGAAUGAGAUGGCCACCGCCGCCUCCUCCUCUUCCCUGGAGAAGAGCUACGAGCUGCCCGACGGUCAGGUCAUCACCAUCGGCAACGAGCGUUUCCGCUGCCCGGAGACCCUGUUCCAGCCCUCCUUCAUCGGUAUGGAGUCUGCUGGAAUCCAUGAGACUGCAUACAACAGCAUCAUGAAGUGUGACAUUGACAUCCGUAAGGACCUGUACGCCAACAACGUGCUAUCUGGUGGAACCACCAUGUACCCGGGUAUUGCUGACCGAAUGCAGAAGGAGAUCACCGCCCUGGCCCCAAGCACAAUGAAGAUCAAGAUCAUCGCUCCCCCUGAGAGGAAAUACUCCGUCUGGAUCGGCGGCUCCAUCCUGGCCUCCCUGUCCACCUUCCAGCAGAUGUGGAUCAGCAAGCAGGAGUACGAUGAGGCUGGCCCCUCCAUCGUCCACAGGAAGUGCUUCUAAAUUUCCAAACCGGCACCAAAAAA
Molecule: messenger RNA, 1237 nt
Organism: Etheostoma spectabile (orangethroat darter)
Lineage: Eukaryota; Metazoa; Chordata; Actinopteri; Perciformes; Percidae
Gene: actc1a
Product: actin alpha cardiac muscle 1a
Source: RefSeq, a predicted model, not a curated record